Molecule: messenger RNA, 6882 nt
Organism: Lytechinus pictus (painted urchin)
Lineage: Eukaryota; Metazoa; Echinodermata; Echinoidea; Temnopleuroida; Toxopneustidae
Product: RNA-binding protein RO60-like
Exons: 5
Coding region: 63-1643 (526 amino acids)
Cellular component (GO): ribonucleoprotein complex
Molecular function (GO): RNA binding
Source: RefSeq, a predicted model, not a curated record
CCACAAGGAUAAACGUUCCUCAGUUUGCUUUGAGUUUGCCUGACCUUUGAACUCAACCAAAGAUGGCUUCUGAAGAUCAGACGAACAACAUAGGGGUCAACUCGGACCUGGUCACCCUCAGACGGUACCUCUCUAUGGGACAAACAAACGGAACAUACUACGUUGUAAACAAAGAACCUAAGGGAAAUCCCCUUCCAGAGUGCACGCAGAAGAUCCUAGAGGAAGGUCGAGGAGGAGAUAUUGUCAAAGAACUUCUAAAGUUUUCCAAGGCUGGACACGUAGUACAUGAGGACUCCUACAUGAAAGUAUUGGUUUGCAUUGCAAGGAGCAAGGACUCGACGGCAAAGAAGGCCUUGUAUAACGAACUAGGUCAGCUCUGCCCGACUGCGUCUGGACUCUUUCGCUUUGUUGACGGGGUGGAGAAGGGUGGUGAGGGCACAGGCUGGGGACGCAUGCAGAGGAAGGCAAUAUGUAAUUGGUAUUGUGGCAAAGAUGGCCAGGAGUUGGCGCGGCUGGUUACAGGGUGCAAGCAGCGUUGUGGAUGGUCACAUCGGGAUCUCAUACGACUAGCUCACGUCAAACCUCCAGCAGAAGGUUCAGGUACUGCUCUGGUGUUGAAGUACAUCAUGCGGGGUUUGAAAGUCGUGUUAGAGUCUCAACCCACCGAGGGAGCAGACGACAGCACCAAGGCAUUGACAGAGUUCCUCAAGGAUGUAGAUGGUCUUCGGAAAGAGGAGGAUUUGGAGAGAGUGGCAGGGCUGGUGGAGAAACACAAACUCUCACUGGAACAUCUUCCUACUAAGAGUCUCAAAUCAAGAGAGGUGUGGAAAGCCCUAGUCCCUCACUUGUCAGUGCAAUCCAUACUAGAUAACAUUGUGAGACUAGCAUCGAUGGGUCUGUUCAAACCGAAGAGUCCUGAGGUGGAAGUGAUAUGCAGGCGAUUGCAGACACCUAAGGACCUGUCGGAGGCGCACGUCCAUCCAUUUAGUGUACUAAUGGCGCAACGCAUCUACCGCUCCAAGAAGGUGGAGAAGACCAAGGCCCACUGGGAGAUCAACAAGGAACUCAUGAAAGCCUUGACGGAAGCUUACUAUAAAGCCUUUGAGGUCUCAGAAAAAACCGGCAAACGAUAUCUCCUUGCAGUUGACGUCAGUUCGUCCAUGGCGCUGAGUGGUGUGAACGGAACUAGGAAUAUUGCCGCCCGAGAGGCCGCUGCCACCAUUGCGCUGAUGAUCGCCAAGAAAGAAGAAGGCAGCCAUAUCAUGGGUUUCACAUCAGAGCUCAAAGAGAUCCCUAUCACUGCUAACAUGAAACUGGAGGAUGCUGUCAAAAAGAUGGGAGAGCUGUCAAUGGGUCAAACAGACUUUGCUCAACCAAUGCUGUGGGCUGCUAAGAACAAGAUAGCAGUGGAUCAAUUCAUCAUGUGCACAGAUUGCGAGACCUUCAGCGGAGAUGUGUCGGCAGGUGAUGCCAUUUCUCAGUAUCGUCAAGCCAUGAAGAUCGAUGCCAAGGUUGCCAUCGUUGCCAUGACAUCCAACAGCUUCUCCAUGGCGAACCCAGACGACCUAGGCAUGCUUGAUAUAGCCGGCUUUAAUGGCCAGGCAGCCAAACUCUUACAAAGUAUGACGCUGAAUUUUCAGUGAUGCAUGAUAUCUAUUUUAAAGAGUGCAACAAUAUUUAUUAUGAUCAUUAUUAUGUCUGAAUGCUUUGAUUCAGUAUAUUAUGUUAUUGCAAUUGUGGCACAUGCAAGUACUUUCCGUGGCGCUCAGGGCAGGUGCCCAUACAUGGAGUGGACUUCUUACCUAUGCCAAUCCUACACAGAAACUUUAACAUUUCUUUUGCAAUGGACUCAUCCAAGGUCUAUGAAAAACAGACAUGCAGUGAAUUCUCCUUCAAUUUUAAUUUCAGACGGGUAUUUUUAAUUAUUAACUCACGUUAUAUGAAUUAUGAUAAGAAAAUAAACCAAUGGCCCUUUUUCGGAACUCUAGUUUAACUAUGGUCUAAAGCUGUUGGAUAUCUAAGAUAGCCAAAUGUGACACAAUCUCUCACAAUAGAGAUUAAAUUCAUCUGUACCUUUGACGCUCAAUAUCAUUCAUAACUGUUAUGGUAUUUGAAAUUGUUUUCCUUUACCAUGAAAACCAUGGGGGAAAAAGCACAGUAAAAAUAAUAUUAGAUCAUGGGUUGAAUUAAACCUAACUACAGGUCAAAAACUGGCUUUACUAUUUUACUUUAUCUGUGAUUUGAAAAUGGACAAUGAAUUGCAUAUUGCUACCAGCGUUAUAUUUUGAAUGCUGUAAUUACUAUUUCCCUAACCCAGUAGUCUAGUUAUCUUGGGGACAAUCUCCCAUUUGAGAAUAUCCAAUGUAACUUGAAAUUAUAGAUUUGCCAUGUUAAAUCAUACUUAUUCACAGUCAUAAAUACCAGAAAUUCUGUUACAGAUGUGUACUUAGCCAAUAAAAUGGCACAAUUUUAGUAGCUUAUAACGGAAGCAUGUAACUUUUCAUUAAAUAAUAAAAUAACUUUCUUUGUGAAACAGGGUUUGUGCCAUACAUUUAUAGUAAAACACAUACCAGAACACAGAUUGUUAAAGAGAAAACAUGCUAUUACCUCUUUUUUUUAUCGCAAGGUUAUUUUAUUUCUCAGACAUGCCAAAUCUUUUUAGUCUUGAGUAAAACAUGGCUUCACAAGUGCAAAAAUCUUUUAUUAUCAUCACCUUUAUAAUAGCUAUCGGCCUUUUUAUUGUCAAAAGAAUUACUGCAUAUGAAAAUAAGAAUGAUAUUGUUUUCUCAAUCGAGGAGAAUCUGCAUGUUUGGGGGUAGUUUUCAGCUCACAAUGCUACAAACUUAACAAGAUCGAUGUCAUGGAUUAAGUAAUUGCUGAUGCAAAAAUAAUAGAUUGCUGGUCCCUGUUUCCAAUUAAUGCAAAAUACAUCCUGGAAAACUGACCAAAAUUGAUUUUAUUACUUACCCAUAGGUGUGAUUGUGGUUGAGUCUGCGAGUAAGCAGAAAAGAAAAUUGUGCCUUGUUUUGGUCGAAAAAACUUGUAAUAUUAAAAAUUCCAGUGUUACGUUUGGCUGUGCCAAAGUAUUAGACCACUGUCUUGGGAGUUAUUAUUGUUAUAUAUUUAAGAUUGUUAAUAAUAGACCAUUAUUCAUUGUAUCUGAAUUUUUUUGUCCUUUAAAAGAAAUUAUUUGGAUAUUAAAUGAAAUUAUGCAAAUUGAUUUUCUUUUCCAACUUCGAACACCUUUAUGUAAAUGACUUGUUUUUAAAUAAUGCAGUACUUUCUAUGUGUUUACUGCAAGUGAUAGUAAUACAAAUUGCAGUAGUCUGUGCAUAGUUGUUUGAUAUGUAGAUAUUGUGUUUUCAUGGCGGCAUUAUGUUUGCAUGAUAAGAUUUCUAAAUCUUGACCGAGUAACUUAAUUUAAGUAUACACCGUUUAUAAUCCAUGUAAAGUUAUGCAUGUAUGAGUAGCCUGAUUAUGGGUAAUUUUUCACAUAAAACAGGAAUAGACAUUACAGAGGUCUCGUUAAAUACAAAAUCUUAAACUUUGAUGUGUGUUGUAAAUGUAUGUAGUGUUGAUCAGUAGGAUAAAAACAUAUGAAGGAACUUACAAAAAUAUCAAAUUCUUGCAGACACUGUGAUAUCUGUAUUACUGAAAAAUUAUGCAAUAUCUCUACUGGUGAAAACAAAAUGUUAGGAUAUGUAGUAUGUAUAGCAGAAAUAAAACUGUUCCAGUCACUUUUACAUUUUCACCUUUUGUGAAGCACUGAUUAACAAAUUUCAGGUACAGCUCCGUUUAGGGCUUCAGUCUACAAGAUAUCACAGACACAGAUAACGAUUCAAUGGAUUAACAAUACGGUGUGCCACCUAUCGGUUGCAGCGGACAGGCCAAUUUCUAACUUUGGGGUUGACAUCGCAGGCAGCACACAGUGCUUGUGUACUGUAAUGUGACUGUGAUGGCAGAUCCAGUACAGUUGUUUUUCGGUGAAUACAGGCCAACGAACAAAAAAAAAGAAGAAGGUAUUUAACUGAUCGUGGCAUACCAUCCCAAGCUAAGAGAGAAGAAGAAAGAACUCGAGCCACGCUAGCCAGCGCAACAUAAUCGCAUGCAUGCAGUGCGCGCCACAGAGAUUAAUAUCGAUGUGACUUUUUUCCCAUGAGGCAUUGUGAAUUUUGGCCUGUCUGCUGCAACAGACGGGUGGCGCACCGUAUUGAGAAUCCACUGAAUUGGUUCCUUUUAGUUCAGAUCUUUUAAAGUCUAGUCCUUGUUGACCAAUUUUUAAAGUGCUUUUGAUUGCCCUAUGUUGAAGUAAGUUUUUGUUAUUAUAUGCUGCAAGAAGACGUACGAUGGAGAGUUUUAUUAUUUUGUGUAGUACACAACUCACAUUCAUGUAAGAGGGGGAAAUAUUCAUGAAACAAAUUAUGAAGAUUUAUUAUAGAAACACAAUCACCAAGCAGAAAUUUAUGAAUGUGCCAUGUAUCACGAUAGAUACAUGUAUAUGAAGGAUAUUAUUAAAGAUACAGAAAUUGAAUUAUUAUAUAGGGAAAUGGAAGAUGAAUUUAUGUGAAUACAUGUUUCUAUAAUUGUAUUUUAUUUUAUCUAUUGCACUACUGGCAGAUUGUUCCAAAAUGAUUUUUUUUCUAUGGUUGAAAAAAAGAAAAUUUUAGAAAAUUCUCAUCUGCUCCAACAAUGAAUUUUGCUAUGUAUCAGAGCAGAUAUGUAGGACAUAAUAAAAAUACAGAAACUGAAUUAUACCAAGGGAAAAAUUAAAAAUGAAAGAUCUAGGAUUUAUAUCAAUACCUGCUUCUAAGUAUCAAUUCCAUUUUACCACAGACAGCAUUGUUCCAAAAUGAAUUUCCUUUGGUGGUUGAAAAACAAAAUGAAGAUACAAAUAAAUUUGUUACUUGUUACCAACCAUGAAAUGAAAUAUUUGAAUUGUGCAAAACUUUUCUGUGAAUGAAAUGUUUAUCAUGGUUUGGGGUGAGGUGUUUGAUUUUUUUUACUGAAUAAAUCACCUUUUAUUGAUAUAAAAAGGGAAACAGUUCUUACAAUAAGCACAGGUUACCUGUCCAAAAUGAACAUGAUGCAGGGCAACAUAAAAUGAAAACAGUACAGUAAUUUACACAAACAAACUGUUGAUCACUUCAUAUCCAACAUAUUACAUUGGCUUACACAUUUGAAAUUGACUUUUUAUUGUUUGUUUCAUAUGCUUUUAAAAUGAUAUUUCUCUCUAUUCAUUUCAAUUAAAUAAGGUUUUGUGAUUCAAAAAUGUUUUCAAGCUAUUUUUUUUUAUUAUUUUGUUUGAAAUUAAGAUAACACAUGUUUUUGAAUUUUAUUAAUUUCAGAAUGAUUUUUUUGAGAGGCUGGAAAGUAUAUAUAUAUGGAACUGUACAUGCAAGUAUGUAUUGUGAAUUUUCUGAAUUUUUCAAAUUUUUCACCCGUUUAUUAAUCAAAUUGUAUCUCAAUGGAAUUACGACUUACAAUAUGUAUGAAACAAAUGAAUUUGAAGCAUAUAUCUUUUUUCAAAAGGCAAUUAUUACAUGAAUGCCUAGCAAUGAUUUCAUAUGAAAUGAAUAUACAUGUAGUGCAGAAAAUGCCUUUAAUCAAGUUCAUACUGUCCUGCAAUUAAAAAAGAACCAAAUAAAAUUUCAACCAAAUUGGAGUUAUCAAUAUAUUUUCAUAUUUCACACUGUACUCCUCUCUUGGAUCAAUCUCAUGUCACUCAUCCUACUAAAAGAUAUGCCAGUAUCAGAAAGCAUUGGUACCAUUGUGUAAUUUGCAUGGACUUCAGUAUAAAAACUCAAGGUUGAUUACAAAUAGGUUUCUUGCCACACAUGCUCUUUAUGACAUAUGAAUUUUCUUUUUGGGAAAAUGUAAAUUCAUAGAUUUGUUACUUUUAUCAUCGCCAGGCAACAUCAGAGUUGCCAAGCCUUGCGGGAUAGUAAUGAGAUGUGUUCGAAUGUAAAUUUAGUGUUGACUUCCCAUUGAAUGACUGAGCAAAAAACUUUUGUUCACAUGUUUUGUAUCAUAAGAAUACAUUUGGUUCAGCCGUUUGGUAAUUCACAUUGUAAUUUCUUAUCUGAUAAACAUUCUGUGACGGUUGGCACCUCUGCAUAAUACACAGUAUGAGCGACUUACGUUCUGGGGGGCAUUUCAUGAAAAAUUAUUGAUCUUUCACCCAACUGUUGUUAUAAGCUACUUCAAAUCUUGCAUCUGAUUGGCUGAGAGUAAUUUAGUUCGUGAAAAUUUCUAACAAUUUUUUUUCUUGAAUUAUUCUGAUGUUGGUCCAUGUAUUGCAUAUUAUCAAUGAAACACUUGAAGUAUGCUUUGUUGGGUCCUAGAAUGAAAAUGUAAUAGCAAGUGUUUGAUUGCUACACAGUGCCUAAACAAAUGGGUUAGAUAAAAUGGAAGUGUGUGUGGGAUGUUUUGUGCAAGUGCCACGGUAUAUAUUUUCAACCCUCACUUUUCAAUAUAGAGCAAUGCAAGUUUAAAUCCAACUCCGGCACUACCGUGCUUUGGCAAGAUGCUUAUCUAAUGUAUAUUUGCCACUCUCUACCCAGGUGUGAAAUGGGUACUCUGAAAAAUGUUGAAGCAAAUGGAGUAUGCUAGACAACUUGGUCUUGGUAGCUCUUGCUGGAAUGAUCCCCAAGGAGUGGAUAAUGUGUACAAACUUGGACAUGGCUGAUGUAUUAAGAGCUAUUUAUAAGCAGAAAUAUUGUGAUUGUGACUUUGCUCUCAUAUCAUAGCCAUAUUUACAGAAUUAGCUAAGUAUUUUGUCAAAGGUAUAUAGAAAAUGAAAUCUUCAUCAGACAUUAACGUAUGAAUGUUUAAUUAUUGUUCAGAAAAAUAGGAAUAAAAUUAAAAUUCUUGUUGUGAAAUCUG